UUAAUUUUAUUCAUAAACUGAAUAAAUAUAUUUAUCAGAUGAAAGCGAUGUAAACAAAACUGUUAGUGACUUGGUCUUGAAUAAUUUUGGCUCAAAGUUUGAUUCUAGAUCUAGACUUAGAUAUCAGUCUAGAACUGUUUGAUAAAUUAUCUUUCAUCAUUCAAGUACUACUGUCUCUAAUGAGUUCAAAUGUUGAUUUCAUUACUGACGCUGAGGCUUGAACUUGCAUCUGAUUCUUCGGAAUUAAAGUAUUUGAAAACCUACACCGCGGUCAACCAACAUAUUUCAAAACCAAAGUCUUACGCUUCUGUGCUUAAGGGAAACCAUCCAGUUGAAAUUUCCACAUCUGCAGCAGGUAAAGCUGAAUACCUGCGCAAGUCAAUUUCAAGAGAGAGAACUCUUAGUGAUCAAGACAGUGACACACUAAGCCAGCUCAAUCUUACAAGUGAUAGCUUAGAAAGAGCGGAGGAGGACACAAAAUACGGUGUGGACAACAUUACCUGCAGGGGGAGGCGAGAGUUUAAAGACAUUUACGUUGAAUUGAUCGAUGAAGAAGUUUUUCAGACACUCCUUCAAGAAACAGAUUCAGAAAAGCUUACAAUUAGAAUGAAUGAUCAUGAGGCAUCAACUAGUAAAGUUGUGGAAGAGAAAGAUUCUGUUGAGGACAAUGAGGUAGAGAGUUUUCAUGUAGUUGGUAGGCAGAGAGUUUCUAAAUCUGAAUCGCAUGACAGAUCUGCAGGGCCCUCUGUCCAGCAUAGCGCUACACAAAGGCCCAAAAGCCACAGUCCCACCAGCAAGAUGCCAACCACUGUGAAUUUUUUCAGCGGGAACCCAUCUGUGGAACUUACUAAAGGAAUACUGCACAUCUACAAGGAUAAACAGAUGACGUCUCUAGAUAAAGAAGUAGCAAGAAGUGAGAUGCUGUGCAUGAUGGGUGUUCCAGCAUCAUACACCAUUCAUGAUCUCAUUGAGUUUAUAGCUCCCAUGGGAGAUUGUGUGACCUACAUGCAAGUACUGAGAGAUGCUUUCCCCAACCAAUACAUGUUGUUGAUCAAGUUCAGAGAUCAGGCUUCCACUGAUGAGUUCUAUAGCUAUUUCAACAACCGGCAGUUCAACUCCAUAGAGUCACACAUUUGUUACUUGGUGUAUGUGGCCAAGAUUGAAAUCAUGACGGAGACAGAGGGAGGCAGUCUACCCUUAAUGAAUUUAACAGAGUUGCCUAAUUGCCCAGUGUGUUUAGAGAAAAUGGAGGAAUCAGAUGAUGGUAUUUUGACAGUUUUGUGUAAUCAUGCAUUCCACACCCACUGUUUGGCUCAGUGGGGGGACACCAGCUGUCCAGUGUGUAGAUAUUGUCAGACGCCAGAGGAAGUGGCAGAUCAGCGAUGUAUGCAGUGUGGUUCACAAGAGAGUUUAUGGAUUUGUUUGAUUUGUGGUCAUGUUGGUUGUGGUCGUUAUGUUGGUACACAUGCUAAAAAACAUUUCCAGGAUACAAAUCACACCUAUGCCAUGCAACUAGGAACCAAUCGUGUCUGGGAUUAUGCUGGGGAUAACUACGUUCACAGGCUGGCUCAGAACAAAUCUGAUGGGAAGUUGGUGGAGCUGGAUGAGGGAGGCAAUGAAUUCCAUGAAGAAAAAUUGGAUUCUCUUUCUCUAGAGUAUUCCUACUUGCUAAGUACCCAGCUGGAGUCCCAAAGAAUUUAUUUCACUGAACAAAUCCAAUUAGCUGUCAAAGAUGUGGAGUCUAAGUUUAAAGAAUCAACAGAAAGAUUAGAACAGGAAAGAGUUGCAAGGGAGAAAGCAGAAAGUAAACUGUCAGAAACUGUGAAAGAAAAACAUGCUCUGGAGAAAAAAUACAAUCAGUUGCACACCAAGACUUCCAAAGUUCUAACAGACUUAAAAGAUGAACGUCAGAUGAAUUCUAGUCUUCAAGAGAAUCAAAAGUCUUGGCAGGAAAGAGUGACCAAUUUGGAGAAACAAUUGGAGACCAAAGACAGGGAAGUGGCUGAGCUGCGAGAGCAACUGAGGGACAUCAUGUUCUAUCUUGACGCUCAGCAGAAACUGGCCACCUCUUCAGGUCUGUCACAGGAGGAGCUUCAGGGGGGCCAAGUCAUAGUCGGAGAAGCAGGCACACCUCUGAGCAGCCAGAGCAAGAAGACCAGAAAAAAGAGAUAGGUCAAGCUGACACCCUCUGCUCUGUCAGUAACUUCAAGUAUUUAUUUACAGUGAUACUUCCUUUCAUUCUACUGAUGAGAACUUUUGAUAUGAUGAUUUUGAUGAUUAGUUUGACAGAAUCUUCAGUUAAAUUGUCAGCUAAUGUAAUUGUAAUGGGCGAUUUAUAUUUCUUUGAAAGUGGGAUAGCUUUGACAAGAAAGGUUUAUAUAAAUUCAAUAGCAUACUUUUAUAUUUGUUGUUAGUCCAUCGUAAUCAAAUGUUCAUAGAUAUACCACUUCUUUUGUCCGGGGUGGGGGGGGGGGGGGUCUGAGGGCUCCGCUUUGCAUUUUUAUGCCUCCAGUUGUGACUGUUAGAGAUAUGUAAGUUGAAUCUGGAAGUUGAACCUGGAAUGGAAUAUUCAGUUGCAACGCUGCUGGUGCCAAUUUGAUUAGCCAUUUCUUUCUGCAUUGUCAGUUUUUUUGUCUUCUAAAUUUUUAUAAGACUAUAAUUGUUAUUAACAAUGUAUGUUCCAUUAAAAGUAAACUUUUUGCUAUGUUUUUCAUAGUUUUGAUUGAAAAGAAACAUACUUACUUCAACAAAUAUUAUUGAGUUGUUGUUUUUUUUUCUUUUUUUGGGAGUAGAUAAAUAACUUAAACAUAAAUUUAAGGCCAAAGAGUAAAGUAUAUAGUUAGAAUCAGGCGACAUGUUUAAUUUUGAGGCUUAUUAUGUUGUACAUACACUUUCAUUUGACAUUGAUAUUUGGAUAGAUAUCAAUGCAUUUUCCUUAAUUUUGUAUAUCAGUAUUUUGCUGACACUCUUUUUCUAAAACUUUUAUCUGCCCUGGAAUAUUUAAUAAUUGCAUUUUUGUUUAAAGUAAAAUUGUUACUAUGUAUUUAAAUUUGUUCAUAAAUAGUGCAAUUUGUAUUCAGAACUUCAUUGAUUUCAAUGGGGAAUUAGUCUGGUUUAUUUCAUUGUUGCAAUUGUUCAUAGACAGACAUCUUUAUUUACUGUACUGGACAGAGAUAGAGGACUACAGUUACUGUACUGGACAGAGAGGACUACAUUUGCUGUACUGGACAAAGAUAGAGGACUACAUUUACUGUACUGGACAGAGAUAGAGGACUUCAUUUACUGUACUGGACAGAGAUAGAGGACUACAUUUACAGUGCUGGACAGAGAUAGAGGACUACAUUUACUGUGCUGGACAGAGAUAGAGGACUACAUUUACUGUAGUGGACAGAGAUAGAGGACUACAUUUACAGUGCUGGACAGAGAUAGAGGACUACAUUUACUGUACUGGACAGAGAUAGAGGACUACAUUUACUGUGCUGGACAGAGAUAGAGGACUACAUUUACUGUGCUGGACAGAGAUAGAGGACUACAUUUACUGUGCUGGACAGAGAUAGAGGACUACAUUUACUGUGCUGGACAGAGAUAGAGGACUACAUUUACUGUGCUGGACAGAGAUAGAGGACUACAUUUACUGUGUUGGACAGAGAUAGAGGACUACAUUUACUGUGCUGGACAGAGAUAGGGGACUACAUUUACUGUACUGGACAGAGAUAGAGGACUACAGUUACUGUACUGGACAGAGAUAGAGGACUACAUUUACUGUACUGGACAGAGAUAGAGGACUACAUUUACCGUACUGGACAUUUACUGUACUGGACAGAUGGAAGAGUUAAAUCUAUUUAACAUUGGUUUUACUCAAGCAUUCUAUGCAUAAAAACAUUUCAUGUUUUUUCCUUUGUAGUGAUUCUUAACUUGAAUGUUAUGACUGUAGAUUCCAAUGAUUUUAAACUUAGAAGAUGAAAGUAAUCUUCUAGGCUUAAUUUUUACACUGUAGAUAUUUUGAUUCAAAGCAUUUACUGUACUGGACAGAGAUAGAGGACUACAUUUACUGCAUACAUCUAUUGAUCCCUUGCACUUGGUCUUUCCUUAUUCUGCUUUGGAAUUAGAGUAAACUAAUUGUCUUAAAAAAAUAAACAUUUUGAAUCCAAAAACUAAUUGCUACUUCAGAAUUUUAUAUAGUCAAAAUAUUUGUAACCAAAUACAGAUCAAUGUUUCAAAACUUUUAAGUGGUAGACCUGAAAGAGUUCACAUCUUUAGUUUACUAUGGACAUUUUUAUUUUCUAGCUGUUUUGAAAUACAUUAUAUGGAAAUUUCUUCAUGGACUCAAAUGUUUUUUUCCCACUUUUUGGAUAAGCUACUUUGUCAGGUUGAUGUAUAAUAGUCGCAGGGAAUUCUGAUGUGAUAAGUAUUUCUAUAAAGCUAUAAAUCUUUCAUAGUGAUGUGAUAAGUAUUUCUAUAAAGUCAUAAAUCUAUCAUUGUAAUAUAAUAAAUUUAUUAAUUCUAAAUUGCAGAUUUAAAACAAGAAACUAAGACUACAAGAGUUACACAAUGCUAUUGCUUAAGACAAAAACAAAAUGUAAAGCUAACUGUCCCAUGCAGUCUGUAACAAUAAAUGCAGGCAUCACUUAUAAGUAACAAAAGAUUGCUUAGAAUGUCAAUAAACUGUUUCUUCCUACAUUGUGUGUCAAUGACUCAUUUAAUCACCAAGGAUUUUAAAAUCCUGUUUUAAGUGACCUCAAAAUUAUACCGGUAAUCGAAAUUUUCUUUUCAAAUAGCAUUGCAUUGUCCAAUUGAUGGUCAAGUCUAGGGAAAAAUAUGUUUAACUGGUACAUCAGAAAUGUGUUUCUGUUGAUUCAGUGAAUGAAACAAACUUCUCCGUCAAACUUUAGUCAGCAACAAUAAAACUAUACAUUUAGAUUUAGACUAGACUUGUAGUGCUCUGCAUUUACUGUUGACAGUCACAUAUAUAUAUAUAUAACAUCCAGGUUAUAUAGGUAACAAUCAUUUAAAAUGGGUCAAAAUUCAAACCAAAAACAGGUGUUCACCAAGAAACUGAUGAAUCCAACUAAGAAUUUGAAAAAAGUUGAAAUCUAUGAUGCUGGUAAAACAACUACUUCAAGAUUAAAUAAGAUUGCAGCAAUACAUAAAACACUCAACAAAACGUACAAAUAAAAUAAAAAUAAGAAAUACUCCGAAACAAGAGUACAAACUCUUUUUUUCUUUUCAAAUACCUCUGGGACAUAAUGCAUAGCUCAAGUUUAUGUGUAGUGAAAUUACGUAUUUUAUGUUUAUAUAUAAUGCUAUAAAUGCUAUUUUUUGUAUAUCUAUGACAAUAAAUAGUCAAUCAACAUAGGAAUAUGAGUAAGAUGUAAUAAUCGUAUUUUGUUGGGACAUGUAUAACUUGAAUAAUCUCAUUUUUUGAAUAGUAAGUGAUGCUGUCACUGAUCUAUGUGGCGUACCAUGUUUGUGAUAUUAUUAUUGGCUAUUGGUAAAAGAAAAAAAACAUUCACUUCAUUAACAUGAUUAUUUGACUUUUGUUCAGUACUUGUCUCCCCCCCCCCCCACAUCAUACCCUAGCAAUGUUGGUUCAAAUGAAAAUCAUGUGAUUUCAAGGUCAUGUGAUGUAUAUAAUUGAUCUGAAUAAUUCAUGUCUAGUUUGAAUAUUGUGAUUCCAAGUGAUGGGCUUUAUAUGUGACCCUCAAUAAAAACAUGUUUACAAUA
Molecule: messenger RNA, 5724 nt
Organism: Biomphalaria glabrata
Lineage: Eukaryota; Metazoa; Mollusca; Gastropoda; Planorbidae
Product: BRCA1-associated protein-like
Exons: 17
Coding region: 190-2172 (660 amino acids)
Biological process (GO): protein ubiquitination; Ras protein signal transduction
Cellular component (GO): cytoplasm
Molecular function (GO): ubiquitin protein ligase activity; zinc ion binding
Source: RefSeq, a predicted model, not a curated record